AUGCAGGCGGCCGAGGUGGAUCCUCACGUAGCCCAGCGAUACCUGCUGAAGCGGCGGCUUGGGAAGGGGGCCUACGGAAUUGUGUGGAAGGCAGUGGAUCGGAGGACUGGCGAGGUCGUGGCUAUCAAGAAGAUCUUGGAGGCCUUUAGGGAUAAGACAGAUGCCCAGAGAACGUUCCGGGAAAUCGUGCUGCUCCAGGAAUUUGGGGACCAUCCAAACAUUGUGAGGCUCCUGGAUGUGGUCCGGGCAGAGAAUGACAAGGACAUAUACCUGGUGUUUGAGUCUAUGGACACGGACCUGAAUGCUGUCAUCUGCAAGGGGGGGCUGCUGCGGGAUGUCCACAGAUGCUACAUCUUCCACCAGCUGCUGAGGGCCACCAAGUUCAUCCACUCGGGAGGUGUCAUCCACCGGGACCUGAAGCCAUCCAACGUUCUCCUCAAUGCCAGCUGCCUGGUGAAGCUCUGUGACUUCGGCCUCGCCCGCUCCCUCAGUGGCCUCCCCGAGGGGCCGGAGGGCCAGGCCCUGACCGAGUAUGUGGCCACGCGCUGGUACCGGGCUCCAGAGGUGCUGCUGUCCUCGAGCUGGUACACCCCCGGGGUGGACAUGUGGAGCCUGGGCUGCAUCCUGGGAGAGAUGCUGCGGGGGAGGCCCCUGUUCCCUGGCAGGUCCACACUCCACCAGCUGGAGCUGAUCCUCCAGACCAUCCCACCACCAUCCAAGGAGGGCCUCCUGGCUCUGGGCUCAGAACACAGUGCCUGGAUCCUGCACCUCGUGGGGGCUCGACCUCAGCAGGCGCUGGAGGCCCUCCUGCCGGCCGACACGCCCCCGGAGGCCCUGGACCUCCUCAGGAGACUGCUGGUGUUUGCCCCGGACAAGCGGCUUACCGCGGCCCAGGCGCUGCAGCACCCCUAUGUGCGGAGGUUCCACUGCCCAGCCCAGGAGUGGUCGCUGGAGGCACACGUUCGGCUCCCGGUGCCCGAGGGAGCCCAGCUCACCGCCGCCGAGUACCGCAGCCACCUCUACCAGACGGUCCUGGAGCGCAGGGGCUACCGGACGGAGGAGGGCCUGGGGGGCAUGCCCCAGGCGUGCGCCCUCAGCCCUGCAGCCGGCCCCCAGCUGCCUUCCGGUGGGCCCACGCAGGACCUUGGACAGGGCGCUCAGCACAGUGUUGGCCCCAGCCCCGCACCUGACGAUCCCCGCGGAGCCGAGAAUGUCCCCAGGCAGAGGUCGGACCCCCUGCUUCAGCAUCCGCCCCCAGGAGGUCCAGGGAGAGAGGCAAGGUCCCCCGGGGCACGGAUGGAGUGCCCCUCAGUACCCCCGUUGGUGAAGCCCCGCAUGCAGGGAGCGGCGCCCUCCCUGACCUUGCAGGCCAACGCCCAAGUGGCCAUCCAGGCUCUGAUCCGGAGGGACCCAGACCGAGGCCGUGGGGCGAGACCGGCCGCCGUGCAACAGGCCUCGCUCCCACCUCCUGCGGAAGUCCGGCUUGAGCCCCGUCCUGGCCGGAAGAUGUUCGGAGCCUCCGCCUCGCAGGGCGCCCAGGGGGCCGCGAGGGCCGCGUUCGGGGGCUACUCACAAGCCUAUGGCACCAUCUGCCGCUCGGCGCUGGGCCGCCUGCCCCUGCUCCCGGGACCCCAUGCGUGAGCCGCAAUCCCUGCCUGGUACUCGGCCCUGCAGUUUCUGCACCCGCUGCUCAGCCAGGCAUCCCAAGACUUGCCCCUGCUCUGCUUGUCGCCUUGGGUCCCCGGAAGUUAGUCCUUUUCAGGGAAAGUGAGCUCCCCACUGCAGCCCGUUGCUGCUGUACAACGCGUUGGCCGUGGCAGAGGCCGUGCGCGCCCGAGGGCCCCGCUCCUCUCCAGCGGCAGCCUCCGUGCUGUC
Molecule: messenger RNA, 1875 nt
Organism: Artibeus jamaicensis (Jamaican fruit-eating bat)
Lineage: Eukaryota; Metazoa; Chordata; Mammalia; Chiroptera; Phyllostomidae
Gene: MAPK15
Product: mitogen-activated protein kinase 15
Exons: 15
Coding region: 1-1641 (546 amino acids)
Biological process (GO): protein phosphorylation; intracellular signal transduction
Cellular component (GO): nucleus; cytoplasm
Molecular function (GO): MAP kinase activity; ATP binding
Source: RefSeq, a predicted model, not a curated record